GCUGAGGGACUUCCGGCGCUGCGUCUCCGGCCCAUGCCGGAAGUGGGGGCGGGACUCUCCCGUCAAUCGCCGGCGCCGUCCCCCGACCAAUCGGCGUCCUCCUCCUCCUCCUCGGCGAACGAGAUGGCGGCCAGCGCGGUGCGGAGGGGCCUUUUGGGCCCGGCGCGGAGGCUAGGCCUCGCCGGGUCGCGGCGGUUCAGCAGCGGGGGCGGCUACCCCGGCACACCGCUGACGGCCCCUCUGCCGGGGCUGCCCAAGCCCACCUUCGCCGGCCUGGACGGGCCGGAGGGCUUCGAGACGGAGGUCAGCGCCCUGGAGGGCGGGCUGCGCGUGGCCUCCCAGAGGAGGUUCGGGCCCUUCUGCACCCUGGGCGUCCUGAUCAACUCCGGGUCGAGAUACGAAGCCAAGUACACCGGCGGCAUUUCCCACUUCCUGGAGAAGUUGGCCUUUUCCUCUACAGCUCAGUUUAGCAGCAAGGAUGAGAUCCUUCUCACGCUGGAGAAGCACGGAGGCAUUUGUGAUUGCCAGGUGUCAAGGGAUACCACCAUGUAUGCCAUUUCUGCAGAUAGCAGGGGCCUGGACCCCAUGGUCAGUCUCUUAGCUGAUGUGGUUCUCCAGCCCAGACUGUCAGAUGAGGAAAUCGAGAUGACUCGAAUGGCGGUCCGCUUUGAGCUGCAGGACCUGAACAUGAGGCCCGAUCCAGAGCCGUUGCUGACUGAGAUGAUCCACGCAGCCGCUUACAGGGAAAACACCGUGGGAUUGAACAGGUUCUGUCCGGCGGAGAACAUUGAGAAAAUCGACAGGGCGCUCCUCCACUCGUACCUGAGGAAUUACUACACCCCCGACAGGAUGGUGUUGGCUGGUGUGGGAAUCGAACACCAGCAGCUUGUGGACUGUGCUCGCAAGUACUUCCUGGGAGCCGUGCCAGUGUGGGGAAACGGGAAAGCUGAGGAUGUGGACAAGUCAGUUGCCCAGUACACUGGCGGGAUCCUCAAGCUUGAGAAGGACAUGUCAGAUGUGAGUUUAGGGCCAACCCCCAUCCCAGAGUUGGCCCACAUCAUGAUUGGACUGGAAAGCUGCUCGUUUCUGGAGGAAGACUUCAUUCCCUUCGCUGUCUUAAACAUGAUGAUGGGCGGCGGUGGGUCUUUCUCGGCUGGAGGCCCCGGCAAAGGCAUGUUCACGCGGCUGUAUCUCAACGUCCUCAAUCGGCACCACUGGAUGUACAACGCCACCUCCUACCACCACAGCUACGAGGACACCGGCCUCCUGUGCAUCCACGCCAGUGCAGAUCCCAGACAGGUCCGUGAAAUGGUGGAAAUCAUCACCCGGGAAUUCGUUUUAAUGGCUGGAGCCCUGGGAGAGGUUGAACUGGAGCGGGCCAAGACCCAGUUGCGGUCCAUGCUGAUGAUGAACCUGGAGUCUCGGCCGGUCAUUUUCGAGGACGUCGGGAGACAGGUCUUGGCCACGGGAGGGAGGAAGCUGCCGCAGGAGCUCUGUGUCCUGAUCGACAAAGUGAGUGCCGGUGACAUCAGGCGGGUGGCGACGAAGAUGCUGCGGAAGAGGCCGGCAGUGGCUGCCCUGGGGGACUUGCGGGAGCUGCCCAGCUACGAGGACCUCCAGGCCGCCCUCGCCAGCAAGGACGGGCGCCUUCCCAGGGUGUACCGGCUGUUCCGUUAAGGUUGCAGCUGCCCCACCCAGGGCUUUGGUCGAGACGACCCGUUGCUCGCCAAGUGCUUCUUCUCUGCCAAGAGGGCGACUUGGCGCGCACACUGGGCAUCGGAGGAAGGUGUUCGCCAGAGCCUUUUCCACAUCUGUUCAAAUUCUGUUCAGCUUUAAAAAUAACUUACUUUGUGAGACUCAAACUAAAUGAGAAGAUGGAGGCCGGACGGUUGACGAGAGCUGCUCCUAACGAAUCAGAUUGCUAUUUUGGUAUUUCAAAUUCCUGUCCUUGUCGAUUUGUCUUGAAUUAAGGGACAGUAAAUCUGAGCCACGUCCAUGGCGAAGAAUACAGAUAAAAGAGUUAAUGAGGGUGCUA
This is a messenger RNA of Crotalus tigris (Tiger rattlesnake), 2035 nucleotides long. It is a transcript of the gene PMPCA, whose product is annotated as peptidase, mitochondrial processing subunit alpha. Lineage: Eukaryota; Metazoa; Chordata; Lepidosauria; Squamata; Viperidae. The record is from RefSeq and is a predicted model, not a curated record. The transcript is spliced from 13 exons. Gene Ontology annotation, cellular component: mitochondrion. The coding region runs from base 34 to 1677 and encodes 547 amino acids. Gene Ontology annotation, molecular function: metal ion binding; metalloendopeptidase activity.